AUGGGCAAGUACUGGUUCAAACCAGGCAGGCCUCUCCGCCGGGGUAUAGCAACGGUUUGCCUUGCAGCCUUCUUGUUCUUUGGAUAUGAUCAAGGUGUCUUUGGCGGCAUUCUGCAGAUGGAGGACUGGCUCGAACAGUUCAACAGUCCUAACGACACCAACACAGGCGCAAUCGUCUCAUCAUACUGCCUGGGUGCUCUGGGAGGCUGCAUUCUGAACUUUUUCACGGGCGAUCGACUUGGUCGGCGCAAGUCGAUGUGGCUUGCCAUGGGGUUUGUCCUUGUUGGUGCGACUCUGCAGGCUUCGUCUUACACUGUGGCGCAUCUCGUUGUUGGUAGGGUCAUUACUGGCUUUGGAACUGGUAUCGACAGCUCGACUGUGCCAACAUAUCAGUCUGAGCUCUGCCGCGCUGAGAAACGCGGACGAUUGGUAUCUUGGGAGGUAAUGUUCAUUGGCAUUGGCAUUUCGUUUUCAUACUGGCUCGACUUUGGAAUGUCCUACGUCAAAGGACCCGUUUCAUGGCGCUUCCCAAUUGCGUUCCAGAUGGUCUUCGCGUUCGUUGUCAUCGCACUGAUAUUUGGCCUUCCUGAAUCACCGAGAUGGCUGUUCAAGCACGGUCGCGACCAAGAGGCUAUCGAAGUCCUGUGUGAGGUGUUCGACCUACCAGAGUCCGACGAGUACAUCCAGCACGAGAUCAACGCCAUUAGACAUGCAUUGGCGCAGGAAUCAACAGUAAAGAGUAACCGUGCGCUGUUCAAGAGCGACAAGCUUCACACGCGCCGGCGUGUCCUGUUGGCACAUUUCGGCCUGUUCAUGAAUCAGAUGGUCGGACCAAACCUCAUCGUCUACUACAUCCCAACAGUCCUAGUCGAUAAUGUCGGCCUCGAACCCCGAAUGGCACAGAUCCUCGGUGGCUGCGUCCAGCUGAUGUUUGUUAUCGGCAAUUUUGGACCUGCAUUGGCGCUCGAUCGCAUGGGCAGGCGCAAGACCAUGAUCUGGGGCUGUCUCGGACUCGGUAUUUGUAUGACUUUUGCGGCUGGUCUGCUUGCUGUUGAAAAGCCCGGGCCGAGUUCAGCGGCUGUGGCUUUCUUCUUCUUAUGGAUGCUGAUCUUCGGCGGCACGAUCAACGUCGUCCCAUGGGUCUACGGCCCAGAAAUCCUCCCACUCGAAGCACGAACCCGUGGUGUGUCCAUCUCGGUCUCCGCUCACUGGAUGUGGAACUUCUUCGUUGUCAUGAUGUCGCCCAUCUUCAUCAACCGCCUCAAAUGGGGCACGUACCUGUUCUUCGCGGUACUGUCCUACAGCUUCAUCUUCGUUGUUUGGAAGUUCUACCCGGAGACGAGCAAUUAUAGUUUGGAGGAGAUUGAUUCGCUCUUUUACAAGGAGUCCGACGAGAACCUCCCAGAUUCUGUCGCGGAGGACACAAAGAAGGGCCAUACGACACGUGCCAGCCACAUUCGCGAUGACUCGCCGGACACGCUUACUGGCGACAACAAUCAUGGUGAUGGCACGCGGAAGCGUAUGGGUGAGAAGGAUGGGAAUAAGGUGCUCGACAUCCGCGCGACGCUGGUCUUUGAGCGUGUUCAUCGCUUCUACCAGACCUUCAACAUCAUCGCUACCCUCCUCGGAAGCCUUGCUCUCGCAGUCCUGACUUUCGACGACUUCCAUAUCCAGCAUGGCCAACCGCUGAUGGAAGCGAGCGCGGGGCUCCUAACGUCCUCGGCGCUCACGGCUGUGGUUGCGGUCAUGAUCGCCACGAUGCUGCUGUUCAAGUUCGAAGGGCACGAGCAUCCGACGCGAAGGGAGCUGGCCAUUGCUUGGAUCCCGCUUGUGCUGGUAGACCUGGUGAUCGUGGAGUUUCUGUUCGGGAUGACGUUGUGGUAUGCAGCACGGUCGGCAGUGUGGAGGGCAUCGCUCAUGGGUGGGCAGCUUGUGGUGCUGUUGGUUUUGUCGAUUGUGUUGGCCAUAUGGAUGUGGAAUUCGAUGAAGGAGAAGGGUGGGCUGGGGGAGGAAGAGAGGAAGUUGACUCGGCAGACGGUGAGGGUUGCUGAUAAGUGA
This is a messenger RNA of Cyphellophora attinorum, 2058 nucleotides long. RefSeq names its product Sugar transporter STL1. Gene Ontology annotation, cellular component: membrane. Gene Ontology annotation, biological process: transmembrane transport; carbohydrate transport. Lineage: Eukaryota; Fungi; Ascomycota; Eurotiomycetes; Chaetothyriales; Cyphellophoraceae. The record is from RefSeq and is a predicted model, not a curated record. Bases 1 to 2058 code for a protein of 685 amino acids. The transcript has 7 exons. Gene Ontology annotation, molecular function: carbohydrate:proton symporter activity.